AUGGCCCCGGCCGCUACCAACCUUCAACCAUCGAACUCUCCCCGGCACUUCCAGAGACGCCGACCACUGAUACGGCAUCUAGGCCACGUCGAGCUUCCGCUACGUCCAACGCCCCUUCGUCGUACCGAUGCCCUCACCACCUUUAAUGACUUCACUGCGCCACCUCGAAAGCCGACACCGGUCACGGAGAGCAGAGGAUUGGCUGGUGAUCUAGUCCAGCAGGGUCUAAGCAGCCUCUACACAAGAUUCAAGGAAGCUGUUGGCGGGGGUGCCUCCAAGCCUAGCUAUGAGACGGACGACUCUAUAUUGCAAGAGCCCGGUUCAAGACGGAACUCUGCGAUCUCGAACGUAGACCUCAGCAUUGCUAUACCUUCUCCGUAUGCCAGCACGGGGCAUGCUUCCUCCACCCUCGCUGCUGAAAUGUCCCCAACCGGCGUGCUUGCGAAUCAAAAUCACCUAGGCCCAGCCGGUACAGCUUCCGGCGCAAAAGUCUCCUCUUCCGGUCGCGCGAGCAUAUCAGGCGCCACACAUGUUCUCGCAAGUAUGGGUGCAGACGGCUCCGAACAGACUAGCCUACCAACUGAACGGGCCCCCAGCUCUGCUCGCAUUACGCGAGACGAGACGACUGGCGCUGAUCUCGUCGGCGAAUUACCGCUUAGCCCUGUCAAGUCCACCGCGGCAUCUUCGAUUCAAUCACAUGAUCGUCGUCCUUCUUCCGUGACUCCGGGAGCCUUGGGACGGACGCCUGUCGUCAUUGAGCGCAUUGCCAGGCCGCGCUCACCGACUCAUGGGCGGUCUCACUCACACUCCUCAUCAAUGGCCGCCAGCGUUGUCGAUACCGCCCAGGUCAACACUGCAGCGCAAAUCUCCCGUUAUCGCGAGCCAAAGGCCAACGACAAUCGCCAACCAGCACUUCAUCCCAACGACCUUCGGGUCAUCAAUCGUCGAUAUGACACAAGCGGUUCUGACGACUCUGCGGAUGACUCCUAUCUCCCGGCGAUCUUUCGCUCCAACCCCGAACACUCUAAUACGGGACACAAGGUAACCAGGUUCGUCGAGCCUAGGCCUACUGUUCCUGAGGACGGACCCUCAUCUUCUUCACAAGCUUUGGAGAGGGGUGAAAAGCAAUACGAUCGCUCAGCCCCAUUUCGUAAGGGCCUGCACGAUGAGUUACACCGCAAACAUCAUUUCCCUGCUUUCCACGAAGACAAUAUCAUCGACCCAGACCUGGCAGCCUACAUGUCAGAUGAAUCCAGUGCUGAUGAACAAAUGGGCAUUUUCGCUACCAUGUCUAGCGCAGACCUCCAUUCCACAAGCUUUGACGAAAAGGCAAACUUUGGCCCCCUUUACGCGGCGGGGAAGAGGCACCGCGCUCGUGACAAGAGUAUCAGCGGAAUGAGCUUCACGAGCCGAGGUCUUGACGACACGAUUGGUAUCGGCGGCCAUUUUGGCCACCGUGCUUCGAGAAGAAGGAAUCUGAGCAACGUGAGCAACAGCGUGCACCAUAUGCGCUCCCCACGACCGAAGUCGGGAAUUUUCAAGGGGCCCUCCACAUCAAACGACAUGGUCUCCUCCUUUGAGAACCCGUCUCAAGAAACCACCAAGCUGACGAGAAGUGAAUCUCUACGGGGCGAAAAAGCGCCGCAGAUGGAGUUGAACCCUUCUAGUAAACGACACGUGCAGAAGCUGCUUCGCCAGCUGCUUGAAGACGCUAGUGUACCUAAUCCUGCUGCUUGGGAAAAGGCUCUAAUCCCUAUUCUUAUACAAUGCACCGACGAUGUUACUCCUGACAUACCAGGCGGAAAGCCAGGGGAUACGAGUUACGUAUCAGGACUCAUCUUUACCAAGAACCUUGCGCUCAAAAAGUACCAGAGACACCAGCAGCAUUUUAUGAGCUUGCAGCCCGUAAUCGAGCAAGAAAAGGAAUAUCUGCGCGUCGUGGUGAACAGGAUUGUCAAGCUCAAUCCCCAGGUCCUUUUAUCUGAGAAAGGGGUCUCUGGUAUGGCGCUGGAAAUGUUAUCGGCUGCUAACAUUGCUGUCGCAUACAAUGUCAAGCCAUCCGUGAUCGAGGCUGUUGCGAGGUGUGCUGAAACGGACGUUAUCUCGUCUCUGGACAUGCUCGCGCUGCACGUUAGAGUCGGGCAGUGCGACGGCUUCGAAGUGAAGACUUAUGUCAACAACAGCUAUCGCAACAGGAAAAAGUCGUACAUCUUCUUAUCCGGUUGUAAUCCGAGCCUCGGUUGCACGAUUGCCUUGCGGGGCGCCCCUACUGCAAUCCUUUCGAGCGUGAAAAACAUCACGGAUUUCAUGGUGUACGUGGUGUACAACCUUAAGCUUGAGACUUGCCUCAUGAGGGACGAGUUCAUACACCUACCAACCGAGGAAUUCGACUUUUCUCUACCGUCAACGAUGAGGCAGACGACGGAUGGUAGUUUUAGCACCUCCAUUCAAACCAGGCAAUCUGAUCACACCGGGCCCGGUCCCACUGUGGUCAUCAAUGCACCAGAGAGCGAGCCGCCUUCGCAAACAGCUAUGGAUACGGGGAGCGACGUCCCCGAAGAUAUCCCAAUGCCUACCUAUUAUAGCGAUAUGGUCGCGAGGUACGAGACGAAGAUCCUCUCAGCUUCGCCAUUUGUGAAGUUCGCCCAACCGUACCUACUGAUGCGGGCUCGGGAGCAAGAGAGACGUCUAGUUUAUCUCAAGCGGUUGAGAGACCAAGAUCUAACUGAGAAACCUGACGACCCGGAAGCGUCAGAAGUGCAGCCCUUCCAGCUCAUUAAGCCAGAGACGGUCCAUUCCCUUGGCCAAAAGGCUCCAGGCCAGCUCAAGGAGAUCAUCCAUGCUGUCCACGAUGCCGAGUAUGACAAGGCACUCCACAAUUACCAGACCCAUAAGCGACAAUGGGAGAAUUACAUCCAGGGGAACAUCAAUCUAUUUGAUCCUUACUCCCAUCAAAACAUCGUUGUGCUGUAUUCUGUCAUCUGCACAGAGACUAAAAUUCCAUGCGUCGAACCCGGUUUGAUCACCAUUGGUUUCUAUGACGAGCAGCACAUGGAUACCGGAAUGGACCCCGACUGCACGUUGGGGCAGUAUAUCGAGGACCUGUGUAUCUCGAAAGAAUCUGUUUGCGCGUCCAACGGCUGUGAUAAGCCAAUGCUAGAGCAUCAUCGCACGUAUGUCCACGACGAAUCCCGAAUUACAAUCUUUCUGGAGGCCGCGCCUGAGGCGCCAUCACCACAGACGUUCGAGGAUAUCACUAUGUGGAGUUACUGCAAAGUUUGCGAAAAGGAUUCUCCUGCUAUGCCCAUGUGUGAGAGCACUUGGAAGUACUCUUUUGGGAAAUAUCUUGAGCUUCUAUUCUGGAGCAGAGGCCUACGUCUAAACGAAAAGGCGAACUGCCCCCAUGACCACCACAAGGAUCACAUUCGGUACUUCGCAUGGCACAACACGCGGGUUAGGAUCCAUUAUGAUCCGAUUGAUCUGUUGGAGAUUGUUGUACCUCGCUCACGCAUCACGUGGAAGGUUGAGAACGAUUUAAACUUGAAGAAUGACAUUUACACGAAGACGGAGGAGAGAUGGAACCGUUUUAUGGUGUCUGUGACAUCACGCCUCAAGAAUAUUCGCAUAGACGUCGUCCUUCCAGAAAAGGCCGAAGCGUGCAAGGCGGAAGUUGACAAGCUAACGAAGAAGGCAGCCGAUGACCACGCACGGCUCAUCCGCCGGAUGCAGCAGAUCUAUGUUAACUCCAAGUACUAUGAGGUUAUCCCCUUCAACUCGGCCAUUCGCGAAAUGCUUGGAGUCGCCGGGGAGUGGGAUACUGCCUUCGCGCAAUUUGAAGCCGACUUCCUCCCAGAUAAGGACGUGCGCCAGUUGACCGUGUUGCAGUUGAAGAAAAUGUUCACGGAUAACGAAUCGCGGGAAGACCCGACAACGCCGGUGCAGCUCCCCAAGGCGUUGACGGAGGCUGACGAAAUCAUGGAGCGUGUUGAGCCUCUGGAUCUUGCUACCCCCGCACCGAUCACGCCGCAUCAUGCGGCGUUCAUCUCCCCGUCGCCAGCAAACCCUGCAACGCCUGGCUUCUCAGUUGAUGAGAAUCCCGGUCUGCAGUCAGAGGCUGGCCCCCACGACCUUGCCCUCCUGAGAGGCCCGCUAUCUCCGAGGGCGGCAGCAAUAAUUUUAGGCAACUCAUCCUCAGACAAGUCUUUAAAGGAGAAGGUUGAGCAACUGAAGCGCAGAAAUCAAAUGCUACAGGAUGAGCCAGGACCCAUUGUUCGUCAAGCGACCGCAGAAACAGUGAAAAGCAUGAUUCCAGAGCGCAUCUCUUCGCGCAAGCUUGGUGCAAGCAUUUCGCCGCCGAUGAUUAGAUCUCUGACGCAGCCCAAUGUUCGACAACUGCCCAAGGCACAUGGACUGCGACUGAUCGAGGCCCCCACGAUUGAAGAGGGCGCACUUAAAGUCGAAAGAAAACUAUCCGAUCGGAUUGCCGGAGCCUUGAAGUCUCAGUCAAAAGUCAGCACGCUGGCCAAGCAUUUUGAGCAACUCAGCCGCGAAUUCGAGAACCAGCGGAUCCGCGAUCGAAAGAAGAGGGCAGAGAAGAUGAAGCAACGCCAGCCUCGAACGGUGCUACCCCGAACCUCUACUGCUGCUAUCGUCGAAGUGUACGAAGAUGUCGACGAAGCGGUCCAGGAACACGGUCAGAUCGAGAUAGAGCGACAGCCUAGCCCAGACGUGUUAGAGAUGGCUCCGGCUAGAGGCAGAGGUAAAGGCAAAGAGCCGCAGGCCUUACCAAGGAGCGACACGGUCACGCCGACAGCCACGCCCCAAAGUGAGAUUCCACCCCAGGGACCUACCGACGGUUUAGGUUCCGCCCACGCGGAAAAAGAGGCGAGCAGGUCAGCGAUCGAAACCGGGGCGGACACCGAGGCGGACACCGAGGCAGACACUGAGGCGGACACUGAGGCAGAGACCGAUGCAGUCGAACCCAGCCGAAACGGUUCUGAUGAAGAAAACGGCAGCGAUGGCGAGCGGUCUCAGGAUGACGAUCUCUUGCGAAACGUCAAGGAGAUUGCGGACUCUCUUGAACCAUCAACAGAAGAGCUUCCGAAGCAUCAGAAAACGAGCUUGCUCAAAAUGCUUACCAACUUCUGGGCCGAGCGGUCAUCGAGUGGAUGGCAGCCGCUAGACUAUCCCGUGGGCAUGGGAGACCACGUCUUUAUGGACUCAGAUGUGGUGGUGCGCGAGGACGAGCCUAGCUCUCUCAUCGCGUUUGCGCUCAGCUCGGAGGAUUAUCAAGCGAAGCUUGCCAAUAUUCGCCACCAGUGGCACCUACAAAUUCAUCGGAGCGGCGACGAGGACAUGGCCGAACCUAGGUCUGUGUCUACGUCGGGCAGUGGCCUGUUCCUGCCAGAGUCUCACGACGAGGACCUGGAGAAGGGUCUCCUGCGGUCGACUGGUACUCACCUCAAGUAUCAGUUUACCGAAGGCUCGGCUCGGAUGACGUGUAAAAUAUUCUACGCAGAGCAAUUUGACGCUCUUCGGCGAAAAUGCGGGGUUGCGGACCGCUUCGUGGAGUCCAUGUCGCGCUGUCUCAAGUGGGACUCCCGGGGUGGAAAGACUAGGGCGGUGUUUUUGAAGACCCUGGAUGACCGGUUUGUUCUUAAAUCUCUCUCGUCGGUGGAGACGGCGGCGUUCCUCCGCUUUGCCCCCUCAUACUUUGGCAUCAUGGCGGAAGCGCUCUUCCACGACCUACCAUCAGUCAUCGCCAAGAUGGUUGGGUUCUUCCAGCUCUUUAUUAAGAAUCCAAUGACCAGCACGGAUAUUCGCCUCGAUCUACUUGUCAUGGAAAAUCUCUUUUACGACAGGUCACCAGGCAAGAUAUUCGACCUCAAGGGUUCCAUGAGAAACCGCAAAAUCCAAUCGACUGGCGAGCAGAAUGAGGUCCUCCUUGACGAGAAUAUGGUGGAAUAUAUCUACGAGUCGCCACUCUUUGCCCGAGAACAUUCAAAGAAGCUCCUGAGAGCAUCUGUCUGGAACGAUACGCUCUUCUUAGCUAGACAGAAUGUCAUGGACUACUCCCUCAUGAUCGCGAUCGAGGAUGAGAGGAAAGAGCUCGUCGUCGGCAUCGUUGAUUGCAUCCGGACGUAUACUCUAGACAAGAAGUUGGAGAGCUGGAUCAAGGAUCGAGGAUUUGCGGGCGGAGGCCGCAACCGACCGACAAUCACCAGCCCAAAGGAAUAUAAGUCUCGGUUCCGAGAGGCAAUGGCAAGAUAUAUUCUACAAGCACCCAACUGCUGGCAUCAAUUCGGCGGCGUCUCUACGGGACUCAAGCCGCGGUUCGAAACUGACAUCCAUCACGAGUAA
Messenger RNA from Parascedosporium putredinis, 6360 nucleotides. The record is from the annotation of a GenBank genome assembly. Lineage: Eukaryota; Fungi; Ascomycota; Sordariomycetes; Microascales; Microascaceae.